AUGAGCUUCCUGAGGGCGCUUACCAAGCGUGGCCUCGCCGUAUCGCCGCUGGUGCAACGCCUCGGGCCUCAUUUGUCCUGCCGAUCUUUCUCCAUCGUUGGCAACCCGAACGUCAGCUCGUACCUUGUGCAACAGGCUAAUAAAGCGAAAAAUGUAAAUCGCACCCUGCACGGUCUGCACGAGCGCAAACAGGCCACCUUCAACGAACGCAGCCAGCUCAAGUACGCUCGGCGGCUCGUAGUGAAGCUGGGCAGUGCCGUAAUCACCCGUGAGGACGAACAUGGCCUCGCUCUGGGCCGGUUGGCCUCGAUCGUGGAACAGGUCGCCGAGUAUCACGUGGAAGGACGCGAGUGCAUUAUGGUGACGAGCGGUGCCGUCGCGUUCGGCAAGCAAAAGCUCACCCAGGAGCUGCUGAUGUCGCUGUCGAUGCGUGAAACGCUCUCGCCCACGGAUCAUACGCGCCAGGACGCGGGAACGCUACUGGAACCACGUGCCGCAGCUGCUGUCGGCCAGUCCGGGCUGAUGUCGCUGUACGACGCCAUGUUCGCGCAGUACGGCAUCAAGAUCGCGCAGGUCCUCGUCACCGAACCGGACUUCUACAACGAGGAAACGCGCAAGAACCUGUUCAGCACACUUUCGGAGCUGAUCAGCCUCAACAUCGUGCCGAUCAUCAACACGAACGAUGCCGUUGUGCCACCGAUGUUCAUCGUCGACCAAGAGGUGUCCGCCACGGGCAAGAAGCGUGGCAUCCGCAUCAAGGAUAACGACAGUCUGGCCGCGUUGCUAGCGGCGGAAAUCCACGCUGACCUGCUGAUUCUGAUGUCGGACGUGGACGGUAUCUACAACAAGCCUCCGUGGGAGGAUGGCGCACGAUUGAUGCACACCUACACGGCCGGUGAUAAGGAUCUGAUUAAGUUCGGCGAAAAGUCAAAGGUCGGCACAGGCGGCAUGAACUCGAAGGUGAUGGCCGCGACGUGGGCGCUCGACCGUGGCGUGAGUGUGGUAAUUUGCAACGGCACGCAGGAUAAGGCCAUCAAAAGCAUCCUAACGGGGCGUAAGGUGGGCACAUUUUUCACCGAAUCCACUACCGAGAAGGUCACUCCAAUAGAGCAAAUCGCCGAAAAUGCACGAAACGGUAGCCGCGUGUUGCAGAAUCUUACAGCAAACGAACGGGCGCAGGCGGUGAACACCUUGGCUGAUCUGCUGAUUUCCCGCCAGUCGGCUAUUCUCGAUGCUAACGCGAAGGAUCUGGAGGAGGCGAAGAAAUCGGGUCUUGCAAAGCCACUUCUCUCGCGACUUUCGCUGAAUGCUGGAAAACUGGACGGGUUGGCGAAAGGACUCAAGCAGAUUGCUGACGAUAGCCAUAGGAAUGUAGGGCGCGUUGUGAAGCGCACCAAACUGGCGGAAGGACUCGAGCUGAAGCAAAUUACCGUCCCCAUCGGUGUGCUGCUGGUGAUAUUCGAAUCCCGACCGGACUCGCUCCCUCAGGUGGCCGCCCUUGCCAUGGCGUCCGGCAAUGGGCUGUUGCUGAAGGGUGGCAAGGAAGCGGCCCACAGCAACCGAGCGCUGAUGGAACUGGUCAAGGAAUCGCUAGCACCGACCGGAGCGUCUAACGCGAUCUCGUUGGUAUCGACGCGCGAAGAAAUAAGCGAUCUUCUCUCAAUGGACGAACACAUCGAUCUGAUCAUUCCGCGAGGAUCGAGCGAGCUGGUGCGCAGCAUUCAGGAGAAAGCCCAACACAUCCCGGUGAUGGGACACGCCGAAGGUAUCUGCCACGUGUACGUCGACCGGGAAGCCGACCUAGACAAGGCGCUGAAGAUCAUUCGCGAUUCCAAGUGCGACUAUCCGGCGGCCUGUAACGCGAUGGAAACGCUGCUCAUUCAUGAGGACCUGCUGCAAAAUAGCUCCUUCUUCACGGACGUGUGCAACAUGCUGAAGCGUGAGGGUGUGACGAUCAACUCCGGCCCCAAACUGAACCAGAUGCUUACGUUCGGUCCGCCCCAGGCGAAAUCACUCAAGUUCGAGUACGGCGCGUUAGAGUGCAGCAUCGAGGUCGUGAAAAACCUUGAGGAAGCCAUCGACCAUGUGCACACGUUCGGCAGUGGGCACACGGACGUGAUUGUGACGGAAAAUCCUACUUCGGCCAAUUACUUCCAGAGCAACGUCGAUAGUGCCUGCGUGUUCCACAACGCAAGUAGCCGCUUUGCGGAUGGAUUCCGGUUCGGUCUCGGGGCAGAAGUAGGCAUUUCCACCGCUAGGAUACACGCCCGCGGUCCGGUAGGCGUUGAAGGACUACUCACAACGAAAUGGAUCCUUAGCGGAGUGGACCAUGCGGCGUCGGAAUUUACGGAUGGUUCGCGCGCGUGGCUGCACCAACCGCUACCGACAGGAGAGUGAGCGUAGCCUACAAUUGCCAGUUGUUCCAGUCGAUGGGCACCGUCCUACCGUUUAAGAAUUUUUCUACCGCUGCAUUGUGCGGGCUGUUAACGAUGCGUGUUUAAAGAGGCCCCCUUCGAACGGCAACAUUCCUAUUGCCGCGUACGCACAACCGUCUGCGAGGCAGUGUAAUGAGCAGCACAAUCGGAAAACUCAAUUAAUUAUCCUUACCAUAUUAUUGUUAGUACGUCGCUGAAUGCGUAAUCGUUUCGUUCCGCAGGGGACGAGAGUGGUCAGAACGUUGGUAAAUGAAAUAAAAG
Messenger RNA from Anopheles nili, 2696 nucleotides. It is a transcript of the gene P5CS, whose product is annotated as delta-1-pyrroline-5-carboxylate synthase. The transcript is spliced from 6 exons. The record is from RefSeq and is a predicted model, not a curated record. Gene Ontology annotation, cellular component: mitochondrion; cytoplasm. Bases 1 to 2397 code for a protein of 798 amino acids. Gene Ontology annotation, molecular function: glutamate-5-semialdehyde dehydrogenase (NADP+) activity; ATP binding; glutamate 5-kinase activity. NCBI's taxonomy places the organism in Eukaryota, Metazoa, Arthropoda, Insecta, Diptera, Culicidae.